AUGCUCCUCGAUGUUAAAAAUGACAACGGCGACAGUUUCUGCCCUUCGAUAUGUGCUGGUGUUUCCAUCGGAGAUCGUCGUAUCGCUCGCCCCCUCUGCAGGGAAUUCAGCACACAGGCCCUUCGAGCACGUCUGGGGCUACGGUGCGCAAACAUCCCCAGCCCUCCAACCAUGGGAAAGAUUAUCUUCUACGAAGGCCGCAACUUCCAGGGCCGCCACUGGGAGUGCAACAGUGACUGUAUGGACACCUUCAGGCACUUCAAGUGCUGCAACUCCAUCCGCGUCACUGGCGGUCACUGGGUGGCCUAUGAGAAGCCUUACUUUAUGGGCUACCAGUAUAUUCUGGGCCAGGGCGAGUACCCCGACUUCAACUGCUGGAUGGGCUUCAACAACUGCAUCCGCUCCUGCCAGAUGUUCUCCCCCCACAGAGGAGCCUUUAGGAUGAAGAUCUUCAACAGGCCUGACAUGUCGGGACACGCGAUGGAGUUCAUGGAUGACUGCCCCAACGUGUAUGAGCGUUUCCGUUUCCGUGACAUUUUCUCAUGCAACAUCUUGGAGGGCUUCUGGGUCUUCUACGAGCACCCCAACUACAAGGGGCGCCAGUACUUCCUGCGGCCUGGGGAGUACCGUGCCUGUGGGGACUGGGGAUGCCACAACCCCAUGGUGGGCUCCUUCAAAAGGAUGAGGAGCGGUCUGUAA
Molecule: messenger RNA, 699 nt
Organism: Lampris incognitus (smalleye Pacific opah)
Lineage: Eukaryota; Metazoa; Chordata; Actinopteri; Lampriformes; Lampridae
Gene: crygmxl2
Product: crystallin, gamma MX, like 2
Exons: 4
Coding region: 1-699 (232 amino acids)
Biological process (GO): lens development in camera-type eye; visual perception
Molecular function (GO): structural constituent of eye lens
Source: RefSeq, a predicted model, not a curated record